AUGGCUGUUCAAAUUCUUUGUGUAUUUUUUGUGCCUGAUCAAAGUAAUUUUUUACAAUCGGUUGUUAAUUAUUUUCAACAUGCAAAUAUUAUCAAUGGAGGAUUUCAUGAAAAGUUAGCAAUCAUUCUUAUCCCGAAUGAUUUUAAUUUUGAUGGUGAUCCUAUAGAAAUAUCAAAUGAAUUUAAUCGAUUAGAUGUCACUUUAUUUUUGAUUAUUAAUGGAAUAUUGAAUUUCGAAACUUGGAAUUUUUGUUGUAAAUUAGCUCAUAAUACUGGUGGUGAUUACGCACUAUUAGAACAUGCUGCAAUUAAACUUACGAAUGCUAUCUCAUUAGUUUUAACAGGUGAAGAUACAUUGCGACAAGCAUUUCAUCAACAUAUAGAAAAUCAUUCAAUAGUCAUGAAUAAUAUUUAUAAUGUUGAAGAGCUAGAUUUUGCAGAUGUUUUUGAAUAUUAA
Molecule: messenger RNA, 456 nt
Organism: Rotaria sp. Silwood1
Lineage: Eukaryota; Metazoa; Rotifera; Eurotatoria; Philodinida; Philodinidae
Source: the annotation of a GenBank genome assembly